GGUCUCGGGUCAAAGUUCAUAAGAGCUGCAGUGCGCGUUUCUCUCGUGCCGGGUUUUUAAUUUCUUAUUUUUGGAAUAGGUGGUCAGUUCAUUUUAUUUCCUCCAGAAAGAUGGCCUCAGAUUCAGGCUACGGUCAGCCUGGCGCUCAACAAAGUUACGGAUCUUAUGGUGGAUCCCAAGGCUUUCAAAGUGGACAGCAGGCGUAUGGUCAGGGGAACGGAAGUGGCUCUUACGGUGGACAGAACUUCAGUGGUUACGGACAGGCUGGUGGAGAGAGUUACGGCCAGUCGUCUCAGGGAUACUCCUCUGCCGGCUACAGUCAGCCUCAGCCGGGCAUGGACAGCUACGGUCAACAGGCUUCAUCUGAAGCCUCUACGGGGUAUGGUGACAAGUCGUAUGGGCAGCCUCGGUCUUUCGGCCAGUCGGCGGGUGGCGGCGGAGGGGCGUACGGACAGUCCAGCGCCUCCUACGGGAGCUCUCAAGGUGGUUAUGUGCGCCGUAAUGAUGGUGAGGCGCGCCGGUAUGGCGAUGACGGAGGCUCAGACAGGACUGAGGGCUACCGGGGCAGAGGUCGUGGGGGGUUCGACCGGGGUGGCUAUGACCGCGGAGGCUUCGACAGAGGUGGCCGAGGAGGCCCACCCUCCGGUAUGGGUGGUGGUGACCGUGGUGGCUACAAAAAUUACGGUGGACCCAGAGACUAUGGGCAAAAGGAUGAUGGAGACGGCGAUCAGGAUAACUCGGACAAUAAUACCAUCUUUGUCCAAGGUCUUGGAGAAGAGGUCACCACUCAGGAAGUGGGAGACUUCUUCAAGCAGAUCGGGAUCAUAAAGCUCAAUAAGAAGACUGGCCUCCCCAUGAUCAAUCUGUACACUGAUAAAGCCACUGGACGACUGAAGGGUGAAGCCACAGUCUCCUUUGACGACCCCCCCUCAGCCAAAGCUGCCAUUGAUUGGUUUGAUGGAAAGGAGUUUAAGGGAAGACCCAUCAAGGUGUCGUUUGCGACGAGAAGGGCAGAGUUCACCCAGAGAGGUGGCGGCCGAGGAGGAGGCGGAGGUGGCGGCCGCGGUGGUUUCCGAGGCAGAGGUGGCUUUGGUGGCGGUCCCUCGUUUGAUGUCCGGGGAGGAGACUGGCCUUGUCCCAACAGCUCUUGUGGAAACAUGAACUUUGCCAGAAGAUACGAAUGCAACAAGUGUGGCACUCCUAAACCUGACGGUGGCGAUAGUUAUGGAGGUGAUCGCGGAGGCCGGGGCGGGUACGGAGGUGACCGCGGGGACCGUGGCGGGUUCAGAGGUGGCCGAGGCGGGGGUUUCCGGGGUGGAGACCGCGGAGGCUACGGCGGAGGCGGAUACAAAGCUGGCGGAAGGGGAGACCACAGAGAAGAGAGACGCGGCCGGCCAUACUGAAGACUCUGCGGGUCCCAGACCAUUGUUUAUUGGGGUGUGGGGGGGGGGUUAGGGGAGAGGUUUGUGUCCACAUACCUUUCUGUUGCAUGAGCGUCCUGCAUAUACUGUUUGAGCAGUUUCCCAUAAAUGUUGAAUCUGGAGGAGGCCGAGUGAAGGGAACGAGAUGAGUUUGUUCUCUGAUCCGCCGCUUUUCUAAACCUUCAGUCCUGUAAGGAAAUGGCACAACUGGCCACAGAUCAGCUUUAAAGGAUGAUUUUGCUCUAGGUGAAGGGGGUGGGGCCAAAUGUUAUUUUUGUUACUUUUAAUUUCCUGAAUUGUUGAAUCUGGCAUUUAGUGUGUGAUUUGUGAAAUGCUUAUUGUUUUGUAAAAAUCAAUCAACACAACCCUUUUACUUGUUUCGUUUUUUUUUUUUUUUUUCAUUUUGCAAAAAAUAUUAAACACCCUUUUGAUCUUAA
This is a messenger RNA of Pimephales promelas (fathead minnow), 1858 nucleotides long. It is a transcript of the gene taf15, whose product is annotated as TAF15 RNA polymerase II, TATA box binding protein (TBP)-associated factor. Lineage: Eukaryota; Metazoa; Chordata; Actinopteri; Cypriniformes; Leuciscidae. Gene Ontology annotation, biological process: regulation of DNA-templated transcription. Gene Ontology annotation, molecular function: RNA binding. The record is from RefSeq and is a predicted model, not a curated record.